AUGGAUGAAUCUGUUUUAUAUCGUUUAAAAAAUUUAAUUGAUCAUAGUAUUAUAUCAGUACACAAAAAUCAAUUCAAAAUUGGUCGUGCUACAACAAAUGAUUUAAUUAUUGAAAAUAAUCCAUAUAUAUCAUCAUGUCACUGUAUAUUUGAAUUUGAUAAUGGACAUGUUUAUAUACGUGAUACAAGUUCAAAUGGUACAUUGAUUAAUCGAUCAAAAAAGAUCAAUAAAAAUAUUUCGUCUCUCGAACUUAAUUCUGGUGAUAUUGUUCAUCUUGUAUUUCGUAAAGAUGAAACUAAAUCAAAUAUUAUAUAUCAAUUAGAUAUACCACCGAUAUCGAAUUCUACUGAACAAAAAUUAAAACGAAAACUUUCUGAUAGUCCAUCAGUAUCACAAAAUAAUACGAAAGAAAAUCUUGAUUUAUCGAAUACAAUGAUUAUUGAUACAAAUGUUGAAAUGAAACGAUUAAAAACUAAAGAAGAAUUAGUUAUGAAAGCUGGCGAUGAUAUGGAAGAUAUACUUACAUGUGUCUGUUGCCAAGAUAUAAUGUCAAAUCCAAUUUGUCUUGAACCUUGUUUACACGCAUUUUGUAGUGAUUGUUAUAAUUCAUGGGAAGCAGUACAACGUACUUGUCCAAAAUGUCGUGUAAAAGUAAUUGGUAAAAAGAAAAAUGUAGUUAUUAAUGGUAUAUUGGAAGCGUAUCUUAAAGCAUAUCCACAUAAACGACCUACAUUACAAGCUAUUGAUAACACGAAACCCAAAAUGAAAACUACAACUAAUACGAAAAAUGAUGUUGAUCGGAAUGGAAUGUAUAUUAAUCGUAAUAAUCAGUAUAACAACGACACUGUCGAAGAAGAUGAAGAAAUGGAGGACGAUGACGACGACGACGACGAUGAUGAUGAUGAUGAUGAAGAUGAUGGUCAUUUUGUACUUCUCAUGGCUGCUCCAGUACCUGAUGGCCGAUUUGCUUGCCGCCAGUGUCCAAAGAAUGGCUUCGUAAAUACAGUAGAUGCUAGUAAUGCUUCAAUUGGUUAUCAAUGUCAUCCCGGUCAAAAACAUAUUCUUUGUCAAUGUUGUGUUCAACCAAUGCCCGAUCGAUUAGUUGAUUUGAGUAUUAAUCAAAGUUGUGAAAUAUGUCAUCAAUUCUUUUGUCAUAUGUAUUUUAAUCAAUGUCAACGACAAGGUUGUCUUGGAUGUUUAAAUCAAUUACGAAAUUUUAAUUUCGCUCCUCGACAUCUCAAUAAUCUUGUUAAUGAUAAUUCUGUUGAAACACAAAUUGUUCAAAAUUAUCUCACAGCACAUCGUUUCGGUAUGCGUGAAUUAUUUCUUCGAUGUUGUCAACUUCUUGAUCAAAAAGAAUUUACUUGUUCCAGUAUUGAUCGUAGUACUGCUAUUCCAUCAACAAAAGUUGUUUGUUAUAAAUGUGCCCUACGUAUAUUUAAAGAAUUAGCUUAUCAAUAUCGUGCUGCUAUGAAAAAAAAAGAUAUAUUACCAGUAGCAUUACGUAAUCGUGAAAAUUGUUAUUAUGGUAAACAAUGUCGUACACAAUAUAGUAAACCAGCUCAUGCACAAAAAUUUAACCAUGCUUGUGAACAAUUAAGAUAUUAA
Messenger RNA from Adineta steineri, 1608 nucleotides. NCBI's taxonomy places the organism in Eukaryota, Metazoa, Rotifera, Eurotatoria, Adinetida, Adinetidae. The record is from the annotation of a GenBank genome assembly.